GUGUUUCUCUCCUUCCAGCAAAGAGAGAAAAUCCUUUUUCAGGAGGUUUUCACGAAGUAUUGAUAUUGAACUAUACUGCGUACCAUGACUGUCUAAAGAAGAUCAAUGACUGGUUAACACUGAACCUAGAAACACGAAGAAAAAAAAAAAGCUGAAUGCAACUUAGGCAGCACUUUAACUUGUAAUGCAUAUGUAAUUUGCAAUGCGCUAGUCAUCAGUAUAUUCUUAAAAAAAAAAAAAAAAAAAAACAUGUUCAAACAAAGGCAUCUAAUACUUUGGAAACCUGGACUCUUCAAUAAGACGGCUGCAACCACAGUCAAACUUCUGAGUCGUUUCAAUAAAAAUAAAACGAGAAUUGGCUGUCCGUGUUGCUAUAGCUACACUGAACCGUGCGUCUGUUAAGUUCCACCCUCAACACUGACCUGCACAUUUCUAUAGACAGACGGACGCUGCACUGUUUAUUUUCCACCUGUUUACUCCUAAGGGGCAAAACUGUGAGAAGAGGAUUAACCCAGUUUUUCUUUUCACAUGAGAUCAGCCAGCGACCAAUCGUUCUCCGUCCAGCACUGGAAUUCUCGGGAGAAUACAACUUUUUACCAAACUUUAAAGAGGACGUUUUUCUUUUGUGAAAGAAUACGUGGAGACUCUUGUGAGUUUUAAGCACACGAAAUAAAGGUUCUGCUGGCUAAUUAAAGAGGCGGUUGCUAAGAGAUGACAAGCAGCCUCGCAGAGAGCCUGUGAUGUGCUUUUGCUUUAACCUUCAACACUCAGGUUUUCUGAACUGAAUUCAAAUCCUCAAAAAAGAAAAAUCCAGUAAAGUAGCAUGGCAGCUUUAACAAACACCUGUGCAACCAAAACAGCACGGAACUCACAUCUGAAAGAGGAACCAUUCUCUGCCCUCUGCACUGGGGAUAUGGGCUGCAAUGGGACGGAACAUCUGGAAACGGGACAGUUAGCCAUGUUAGAAAAAACACAUGAGUUCUUCCAGAUAUGUGAUGUGGAAGAUAAAGGUUUUAUCACACGCAGGGACAUGCAGAGGCUUCAUGGUGAAUUACCUCUCAGCGCAGACGAGCUGGAGAAUGUCUUUGACAUGCUGGAUGCUGAUGGAAAUGGGUACCUUACCUUGGAGGAGUUCACCACAGGAUUCAGUGAGUUCCUGUUUGGUCGAAAGAUUUCCAUCAGUGAAGUGCCACAGGAGCCAGUGCAGUCUCAGUCAGAGACUGUGUAUCAGAAUCAGUGGGAGGAGAGGCUGGCCGGAGGCGAGGAUGAUGAGGAGCACCAUUUCUGCAUGCUAAUGGAGAGCCUCGGGGCCAGCAACCUCUUUGAAGAUCAAAGUGAAGUGAGGAGCCUGUGGGCUCAGCUGAGGAGAGAUGAACCCCACCUGCUGUCAAACUUCGAGGAGUUUCUCACCAGAGUGUCAUAUCAGCUGCAAGAGGCCAACAAGGAGAAGAAGGAAAUGGAGAGCGCACUUAAGAGGAAGGCAAUAACUCAUGAUGAUGAGAUACAGCGGCUCUAUGAAGAAAUGGAACAGCAGAUAAACAGUGAAAAGGAGAGAAUACUUCUGCAAGAUUCAGAGAAGUUCCUGUCCCGUAGCCAAGAUCUGGAGCUUCAGCUUUCAAGAAAAGAGCACGAGCUGGAUCAGCUAGUUCAGAAGCAGAGGAGGCUGGAGCAUCAGUGUAUGGAUCUGCACAGCGAGCAGCACGAGACCAAGGUGCAGAACGUGAAGCUGAAGCAGACCAACGAGGAGCUGGGGAAGGACCUGGAGAGGACCUGCCAGGAACUGGCCCUGGCCCAGCAGCAGCUCCAACGUCUCCAUGAGGAAGCAUCUCGGCUGCACGAGGAGAGAGAGAUAGAAAUAUAUAGCGUUACAGAAGGACUACAAAGAGAGAGAGCAGGUCUGCUGAAACAACUUGACCUGCUGAGGGAAAUGAACAAGCAUCUUCGAGAUGACCGGGCUGUGUGUUUUGAAAAGCCUAAGAGUUCAGUCUCAAAUUCCACCUGGAAUCAGAGAUCUGGAUUGAUUGUUGGUAAAUACACAGAGCGAAAACCGUCCCUGAAAAGCAGUGAUGAUGAAGAAGAUGUCUUAUCAAAGAGGAGAAACUCAGAAGGUAUGAAUGGACACUGCCAGACGACCAAAGAGAACGACUACGAGAGUAAAAUGAUGAAGAAGCAGCACCUCAAAAGGAUCAUCUCCAUUGAGGAAGACCACCUGCCACAGUUCCUGGAUGUGGAGUGUGGGAUCCAGCUGAAUGAAUGGGCUGAGGGGGCUGAGGAGGCUGAGGAGCAGGAGGAAGAAGAGGUGGGACAGAGAUGGCAGACUGAAACUGUGGGUUCUGCUCAUGUUGUUGCUGUUUCUACAUCUCCUGCAGCUUUAGGGACAAUGCAGCGCCCUGCUGAGCAGAGGGACCAGGUCUCCAGCAGUGGGGCACCAUCCUCUCCAAGAGGGCAGCCAGUAGGCAAAGAGACAGUGGCACACGAAGAAGGACGCAUUGCCACCCCGGAUCGCUUAUUCAAAAUAGUUCUUGUAGGGAAUUCCAGUGUGGGUAAGACAUCUUUUCUGAGACGCUUCUGUGAUGACUGUUUCUACCUCGGCACAUCCGCCACAGUAGGGAUUGACUACAGUGUGAAAACAGUGACAGUGGACAACAGCCAGGUGGCACUCCAGAUGUGGGAUACAGCAGGGCAAGAGAGGUAUCGCAGCAUAACAAAACAGUUUUUCCGGAAGGCAGACGGGGUCAUUGUAAUGUAUGACAUCACAUCCGAGCUCACCUUCACAUCAGUACGACAGUGGCUUACGAGCGUCCAGGAGGGAGCAGGAGAUGAUAUUCCCAUCAUGCUGAUAGGAAACAAAACAGACAAGGAGAGUGAGCGAGAAGUUCAGUUUAAAUCAGGGCAGCGGUUAGCUAAGGACUUGGAUUUGAUUUUCUACGAGUGUAGUGCAUUUUCAGGUCACAGUGUAAAAGAGUCCAUGCUUCAGUUGGCACGAAUUUUAAAGGAGCGAGAGGAUGAAGAAAAGGAGAAGACGAUCCUGCUGGUAGACGGUAGUUCAAAAAAGAAAUCGUGCUGCACGCGACAGUAGAGAGUCACGCUAUUUGGAACAGACUUUUCUUUCCGAAGCACCUUUAUGAACUGUGCCAAGGGUCUCUGCAUCCUUGUUCGAUGUUUCACUCCCUUCAGUCAUGUUGAGCAAUCAGUGGAAACCAUAGUACAUAUUGUGUUUCAUGGCACACAAGCACUUCUCACUUUCAAAACUGUCACUGCUCACAGAAAAAAUGUUUUGCUCUUGUUUAGGGACCUUUGUGAAGUGACUUAGCUAGAUGGUCAGCACAUGGAUUCCUUCAGGAUGCUUAUAAAGUCAGUGGGCCCUAUUUCUGGAAAAUGCAAAGGCAAAUUGUAACAAGUGUAACCAUGUAAAACUAGCAAGAAUUCAACAUGCAGUGAAAUGUGCUUAGUGUCACUCCUGUUCAUUAUAGCCUCUGCUUACUAUCACCACAUUGACAUGAAUGUAAUAGGAGUCAAUGGGGGCAAGCUGCAGAUAAUAUGAGUGUGGUUAUUAUCACAUUCCCACUUAACAUCACACACAUUUAACAAACAUACAAACUGAUUUCCUUCCCACUUUAUAUCACUUUGGGAAUAAAAACACAGGUUUACAUGUAAGUUAGAUGCAGUACAGUAUUGAAAUGUUCCUGGUGUGAAGUAUGGUAGCACAAUGUGCAUGUUUACAGCUUUCCUUUGUGUUUCAUUAUUACACUGUGUUACACAAUAUAACUGUACAGUAUGUUGAAAUGAAUUGUAUUACUGAACACUGUUGUAAUCAAUGCAAUACCUAGCGCUGUAUUUUAGUUCCACAUCCAUACAGGAAUGUUUUUCUGUUCCACAUUCAUACAGGAAUGUUUUUCAGUUCCACAUCCAUACAGGAGUGUUUUUCAGUUCCACAGCCAUACAGGAAUGUUUUUCAGUUCCACAUCCAUACAGGAAUGUUUUUCAGUUCCACAUCCAUACAGGAAUGUUUUUCAGUUCCACAUCCAUACAGGAAUGUUUUUCAG
Messenger RNA from Polyodon spathula (Mississippi paddlefish), 4046 nucleotides. Its product is annotated as EF-hand calcium-binding domain-containing protein 4B-like. The coding region runs from base 824 to 3079 and encodes 751 amino acids. Gene Ontology annotation, molecular function: GTP binding; GTPase activity; calcium ion binding. Lineage: Eukaryota; Metazoa; Chordata; Actinopteri; Acipenseriformes; Polyodontidae. The record is from RefSeq and is a predicted model, not a curated record. The transcript has 18 exons.